UCCCUCUUCCCUCCUCCUCCCGCCGCCCGGCCCGGCCCGGCUCCGCUCGCCAUGGGAGAUGUGGUCUCCACGCACCUGGACGAGGGUCGCCGCCAGCACAUCGCGGAGAAGACAGGGAAGGUGCUGGGGGAGUUCUGCAGGUGCUACAAGGAGCAGUACGGGGUAGCUCUGUUCAACAGCGUCCGCUAUGAGAUCGAGGGCAACGGGGGCCCGCAGGCUCAGCUGCUGCACCGCAAGGUCCCUCUGGAGGACCAUGUCAUCUACUCGGGCAACAUCUUCCAGUACAUCGAGGAGAACAAGAAGUGGCGGAACCGGUUCUGCGUCGUCCCGCACAACUACGGCCUGGUCCUCUACGAGAACAAACUGGCCUACGAGCGGGAGCUGCCGCCCCGUGUGCUGGUCAACAGCGCCGGCUACAAGGUGCUCACCUCCGUGGAGCAGUACCUGGAGCUGGUGAACAACAGCCUGCCUGGUGUGACACCCAAAUCAGGGCACUCCCCCAUCCUGAAGUGCCCCACGGAUUUCCCCCUCAUCCUCUGGCACCCCUAUGCCAGGCACUACUAUUUCUGUGUGAUGACGGGCAAGGAGCAGGACAAGUGGCGAGCGGUGUUCCAGGACUGCGUCCGGCACUGCAACAACGGGAUCUCUGAGGACUCCAGGGUGGAGGCUCCAGCCUUCACGGACGCCGUGCGCAUGUACCGCCAGGCCAAGGAGCAGUUUGGCACCUGGGACAUGCUGUGCGGCAACGAGACCCAGGUCCUGAGCAACCUGGUGAUGGAGGAGCUGCUGCCCGAGCUCAGGAGCACCAUCGGCCCCCGGCUGAAGGGGAAGGCUCCGGAGCGCCAGCGGACCUGGAUCCAGAUCUCAGAUGCCGUGUACAGGAUGGUCUAUGAGCAGACCCAGGCCCAGUACGACGCUGCCAGGGCGCGGUGCGAGCAGGAGCGGCCCCGGCUGGAGAGCACCAUCCGCACCGACAUGGACCAGAUCAUCACCUCCAAGGAGCACCUGGCCAGCAAGAUCCGAGCCUUCGUGCUGCCCAAAGCAGAGGUCUGUGUGAGAAACCAUGUCCAGCCCUACAUCUCCUCCAUCCUGGAGGCCCUGAUGACCCCCACGAGCCAGGGCUUUGCCGAGGUGAGGGAGGUGUUCUUCAAGGAGGUGACAGACAUGAACAUGAACGUCGUCAACGAGGGUGGCCUGGAGAAGCUGGUGGAGUACAUGGAGAAGCUGUCCCACCUGGCCUUCCACCCCGUGAAGAUGCAGUCGUGCUAUGAGAAGAUGGACCAGCUGAAGCUGGAGGGUCUCCAGCAGCGAUUCGAUGUCUCCAGCACGUCUGUCUUCAAGCAGAGGGCCCAGAUCCACAUGAGACAGCAAAUGGAUGAUGCCGUGCACACCUUCGAGACGCUGCUGCACCAGGAGCUGGGGAAGCUGCAGGGCAAGGACGACCUGUGCAAGUCCAUCCAGCGCAUCCUCGAGAGGGUGCUCAAGAAGUUCGACUAUGACAGCAGCACGGUGAGGAAGAAGUUCUUCAGGGAGGCCCUGCUGCAGAUCACCAUCCCCUUCCUGCUGAAGAAGCUGGCACCCACCUGCAAGGGGGAACUGGCCAAGUUUCAGGAGCUGAUCUUUGAGGACUUUGCCAGCUUCAUCCUGGUGGAGAACACGUACGAGGAGGUGGUGCUGCAGUCAGUCAUGAAGGACAUCAUGCAAGCCGUGAAGGAGGCGGCGGUGCAGCGCAAGCACAACCUGUACCGGGACAGCAUGGUCCUGCACAACAGCGACCCCAACCUGCACCUGCUGGGCGAGGGCAUCCCCAUCGACUGGAGCGAGGAGUACCCGGGGCAGCCCGAGCCCGAACCGGCCGGGCAGGGCGACCGGCGCCGCAGGGCCAGGCAGGUGGUGUCGGUGAUCCAGGAUGACGAGGGGACCCUGCCCUACGAGAUGGGCACCGAGCCGCGGGAGCCGCAGGAUCCCGGAGUGCCACCCAGCUCCCCGGGUGGGGUGAAGGAGAUCCGGGAGGCGCUGGCACAGGAGAGCCCCGGGGACGGCGCUGGGGAGGAGGAGGAGGAGGAGGAGCAGCUGACGAACGGCACCGAUGCCGCGCGGGAGGGCGGCGCCGGCGAGGAGGGGGUGGCAGGGUCUGUGCCGGGGGGUGUCACCCCCCGAGGUCCUGCCAGUGAAGGGGAUGGGCUGCACUGCCCCACACCGGCAUCGCCUGGAGCCGAGGCCCCGCCUGGGGCUGCGAUGAGACGUGUUGCACCAGCGCCGCCUGUGCCCGGAGCUGCGGGCCCACCGGGAGCUGGGGGGCGACGUUCCACACCAACAUCUCCUGUCCCUGGAGCUGAGAUCACGUCAGGGCCUGGGGAACAACGUCCUGCACCAGCAUCUCCUGUGCCCAGAGCUGAGAUCCCAUCAGGGGCUGGGGAACAACAUCCUCCACCAACAUCCCCUGUCCCUGGAGCUGAGAUCCCGUCAGGGCCUGGGGAAAAACGUCCUGCACCAGCAUCUCCUGUGCCCGGAGCUGAGAUCCUGCCAGGGGCUGGGGAACAACAUCCUGCACCAGCAUCCCCUGUCUCUGGAGCUGAGAUCCCAUCAGGGCCUGGAGAAAAACGUCCUGCACCAGCAUCCCCUAUCUCUGGAGCUGAGAUCCUGUCAGGGCCUGGGGAACAACGUCCUGCACCAGCAUCUCCUGUCCCUGGAGCUGAUGUCCCAUCAGGGGCUGUUGUGCCACAGGUCACGCCAAGAUCAUCCUUGCUGGCAUCACCUGUGCCCAGAGCCGAUGUCCCCUCAGGGGCUGAGGUGCCACAUGCCACACCAAGAUCAUCCGUGCUGGCAUCACCUGGAGCCAACGUCCCAGCAGAGCCCAGCCUGCCCCACGCUGCACCAGCAUCCCCCAAAGCCGAUGUGCCAGCAGAGGUGCCCCACGUCACACCAGCAUCGUCCCCGGCCCCCGGAGCCCAGAGCGCCGGGACAGAGCGUCACCGGCCCAGCGACCAGGAGACGGGCGAGGAUGUGACCCCUCCGGGCCCCCCGCAGCCCACGGGCACCACAGAGAGCGGUGAGGGGGUGCAGACUGAGUUCUAGCCCAGCCCCCCCUGCUGUGGACUGGCCCCGGGGACGCUGGGGGUUGGGGAGGGGGAACAGGAUCCCUGCCGGGGAUAGAGAGCAGCGCCGCGGGAGAGGGAGGGGAUGGGAACACCGAGACCUUACUGCCUUGCCGGGGGUCCCCGCUGCCGUGGGGGGGCCGGCCACAGCCACCGGGUCGGACUAGGGGUGACCCCAGCCCGGCACAGGGCACCCCCUGCACUCUGCUCUGUCCUUCUUCUGCCUUAUUUCCUUUUCUACUGAAGAGAUGCUUUACUGAAGAGAUGCUUUAUCUGCCCACCAGCACAAGUGCCUGGGGUUGCUGGGGGGGGGUGCUGGCACUCGCCCCACUUGGGGUGGGGGUGUGGGAUGCUCCUGGCUGCUCCGGGGUCAUCCCCUGCCCCAAUCCGAGGGGUUUCCCGGGAGCUUGCUCACCACCACCCCACCCGGCCGGCUCCGGGAGUGCCAGUGGGAAUGGGGACUGCAGGGGAUCGUGGAAAACGCGAGGACAAGCAGGGGCACGGCAGGGAUACAGCCAUGCUGGGGGGAGUGGAGUGCUGCCGAGGGGGUGAGAGCUGGGGCAAGCAUGGGCUCGUGGGACCCAGGCUGAGCUUACAGCAUCCAGGCCAGGCUUAUGGCACCCAGGCUGGGCUUGUGCUAGCCAGGCUGGGCUUGUGGUACCCGGGCUGGGUUCAUGUUGUCCAGGCUGGGCUCACAGCACCCAAGCUGGGCUCACACACCCAGAGUGGGCUUGUGGUACCCAGGCUAGGCUCAUGCACCCAG
Molecule: messenger RNA, 3861 nt
Organism: Corapipo altera (White-ruffed manakin)
Lineage: Eukaryota; Metazoa; Chordata; Aves; Passeriformes; Pipridae
Gene: NIBAN2
Product: family with sequence similarity 129 member B
Exons: 14
Coding region: 52-3078 (1008 amino acids)
Source: RefSeq, a predicted model, not a curated record